Molecule: messenger RNA, 603 nt
Organism: Owenia fusiformis
Lineage: Eukaryota; Metazoa; Annelida; Polychaeta; Sabellida; Oweniidae
Source: the annotation of a GenBank genome assembly
AUUGAAAUCGAAAUAUGGAUGUGAUUUUUAUUUGAAGCUAUAAAUCAAAAUGAUGGAUUCAAAACAUAACAUUUUAGUGGCAGUAUUUAUGGUAGUUGUUCUCUGUAAAAUUGAAUGCUGUCCCAAGGGUUGGGUGGAGAGAGGCAGCUCUUGUAUCGUAUUAGAACUUGACUCAAAGGCGCAGCCCAAGGCCCAUGUGGCCUGCACCGGACUUAAGGCCCACGUAGCCACAAUAGAUAGCGCUGAGAAACAGACAUUCCUCUCAGAGCUGAUGAAGGAGAGGCGGGUGUCCACAAUCUGGCUGGAUAUUAGGGAUGUAUUGGAAGAAGGGACAUUUAUUGAUAGAUAUAACAAGCCGAUAACUUACUCAGACUGGUUGCCUGGUGCGCCCUCAACCGGGCCAGAAGGAGAACUAACGGAUUGUGUCUACUAUUCUAUAGAGGGAGUUGGCGGUUGGAAUGACUUUAACUGUGCUGCAACAUUUCCAUAUUUUUGUGAAAGAGAAACCCUGUGUGCGAACGAUACUUGCAAGAAUGAUGGCCGAUGCAAUGAAUUCGACAGCAGCUUUAACUGUACGUGUAAACAAGGCUACUUCGGAGAGAC